Biomphalaria glabrata is the source of this 5010-nucleotide messenger RNA. RefSeq lists its product as uncharacterized. The record is from RefSeq and is a predicted model, not a curated record. Lineage: Eukaryota; Metazoa; Mollusca; Gastropoda; Planorbidae. The transcript is spliced from 35 exons. The coding region runs from base 322 to 4608 and encodes 1428 amino acids. Gene Ontology annotation, molecular function: protein binding.
GUUGCCAAGAACGCGAUAUCUAGUGUAGCCGUAGAAUAUGUCAAUAUAGGCCUAUUUACUAGAUUUAUAGAUUUAUAAUAAUUAAUAAUUUCUAUAUAGACCUAGAUCUAGAUCCUCUAGCAGUUGUAGAUAUCGAUCUACCUAUUUAGUAGUAUUAUUAAAAUAGUAAUAGUUAAAUAGUAGGCCUACUAUAGUUAUAUUCAUAUUGUACACAGUGAGUGACAGUGUACAGUUAAUUGAGUUUUGAGUUAUUAAUUACAAAUUACAGUGUGACUGUCACUGUCAGUGAGUUGUGUUGUAAUUUUGUAUUUAACAAGAGAAAUGACUACUUUGGGAUUUCAAGCUAUUGGUGGACUUGAAAUAAUAGAGUCUGGUCUUAAUGACUUGCGCAGAUCACAGUUGAUGAUAAUACCUGAAUUUAAAUACAUGUUUGGGGCUAUACAGAAACAUCAUAGUGAUCUCAAAUUUGCUCAUAUAACUGGAAAGGCUAAAGAUUUAUUGGACCAGGCUGUACGGGAUACAAAAUUCUACAAUAUUUUGAUCAAAAUGUUAUGUGAAGUCAAGCAAAGACGCACUGGAGAGCAAAGAGCUGGACUUCGACAAGUGUAUACCUGGUACCAGGCUAACAAACAUGUUUUAUAUUGUGGACCACGAUUUGGAAAAGAUUUUAUGAGGGAACAAGCCAAAGAAAUUCUGCACAAGUCAAUGUCAACAAAAAGUAAAAAGAGAACUGUGUCUGCGAGGGAAAGACUUGCUGGUAACAGAAACUUCUCUGAACAUUUAAGUUUGGAGAAUGCAGACACCAACACUGUAAAGGAAAACUUGGAUCCACAAAACUCGACCAUGGGCCCGAAGGAUGUAAACAUUGUCUCCGUUCAGGAUAUUUUUAACAAUGAUGCCCAUCCAAGCGAUGUGAACAAAAACAUGGAAGAGACACAAGUUACAUUCAAGGAUGACUCUUCUUACACAUCUUCUGAACCAAAGGUGGCAAGGCCAAAGUCUGCCAUCAGUGUUACCAUCUCACACUUAAAUGAAAAGUCAGGCAACCCUCUUGCCCAGAAAGUGACCACCAUGAUUCAUCCAUUAUCUGCAUUGGUCAACCCUCAUGCACAUAUUGCAUCAGCAUUGGAGGAUAAGUCUAUGAAUAAAACAAAAUCUGUUAUCUCCCACAUUUCUUCAGUAUCCAAGCCUGAUAAUCUACAAUCUUGGCAAGCUUUUAUGAAAAACAGGUCUUAUGGACAGGAUAUUGUUGGAAAACUCAAUUUUGUGGGUCGCAGUGGUACAGCUCUGGAUGUGAGAUAUUCAGCCCAUAGUUAUGGGGAGUCCCCAGAAGCUUACACUAAAGAACUGAUGGAUCAGCAUGUGAAACAGCUUAAUGCAUCUGAGAAUAUGUUGAGCUCAGAUGAGGAUGAAGAAAAUUAUCUGGUUCGUCAAACACUAGAAGAGUUUUACCAAACAGCAGACAUCAUGCGUCCCACCACUAGAAACAGCUCUAGAAUGUCUUCUCACAGCAGAGUGAGGUCUGCCAGAGGAGAACGAAUUGAUACCAAACCUGCACAAGAGGUAGCUCCCAUUGCCAAGCAGCCUCUGAAACUUGGACAUCAGCUUGACUUACUGCCAAGUAACAUUAACUCAAGCCCUGUGCCACCUAAAGACAUAGGAAUUAAACUAAAUACUGUUGUCAAUAACAUUGACUCUGUCUCAGAGGAAAUGACAUAUUUUAAAGAAAAGCUUGUUUCCCAUCCUCAACAUGGCUUUAGACAGCCAUCAGUUGCUGGUCUUCCAACACCUAGAGAUGAAAUUACUAAUACACACAAUUUUGUACAAUCCUCAUCAGAUUUAAGCUCAAUCAAGUCAAGACCUGUGACUGCUUCCUACACCACAGAUAAAGAACUGACAACACAACAGUUACAAAAAUCUAAACUACGGUGCAAAUCAGCGAGUGGUAUUGACUGGAGAGGGAGAAUUGAACCAGAUUCUGUCAGAUACAAAUGGUCUAAAACAAAAUUUGGAAGUCACACGUAUUUGAAAAAAUGGAUUGGUGUCCACACUCAGCCCAGUGGGAAAAGUUCAUCCAAGGCAAGACCAAAAACUGCACCAAGCUCAGUCAAAGAAAAAUUGAAAACUCAGAAAGAACAAAAUGUCAGAGCAGUCCAAGCUGCAAGUCAUGACACUACUGUGGUAGAUCAAAAAGAUGUGGAAAAUAUGAUGACCAUUCAACAUCUACUGCCAGGAGAUGAUGGUGUUGAUCCCAGACUUCUGUAUGAUUAUGAUCAGAAAUUCUGGAAGAAUGUGAGAAAAAGUUCAGUAUCUUCUGCUACUGAGCUUCCUAAAGAGUUUCUGUCUUUUGUUUCUUCAUCCACUAUGUUAGAUAAGAAGAAAUCUUCACAUUCAAUACUAGGAGACCAGAAGACUCAACAAGUUUACAAGGAUGCCAGAAGUGAAAUACAUACAAGUUUUGUUAAUGAUGAGGAACAUUGUAAAGAGAACACUAUAGAGACAGAAGAAAAUGUGGAGCUACAAAAAACAUUAAAUGAACAUUUCUCUUCAGAAAUUUACCCUGAGAAACAAAAAGCUGAAAUAACAUUUGCAGAAUUCUCUGAGACAUUGAAUCCUAAGGCUACCUAUCAACAGGAAGAGUCAGAAGAUUUGGUUCAUCUACCUGCAAAAUUGCAGUUGUCGACAGAUAAAAACAACAAUAACCUGGACAAGUCCACUGAUCUACUUCCUCAUCACUUCUCUGAUGUCCAGUUAAAUCAAGACAUUUUAUGCUCAGAUUGUCAGUCUCAAGACAAAAUGAAAACUGCAAGAGUUGAAAGAUCUGCAGGAAGAAUGCCCCCAAGAAGUCUUAGUGCUCAUCUGACUGGAUAUAACAGGGUCACAGAAGUGUUGAGAAAAGCACCACCUCUACGCACUCCACCAUCCAUUCCUAGCCCCCAGCUAUAUUUCCAAACACCGGAAAGAAAAAGUGGCCAGAUAUUUGUAGAGCUGGAACACCAUGCCAGAAGAACAAAGAGCCCAAAGAGUUUCAUGCAGAAAGUGGAAGGUCUGCGCAGUGUGAGCAGUAUCCAUCAAUCACCUAUUCCUAACAAAACAAGUAAUGAAUCCAUAAUUGGCACUUCAUUACAAGUUUGUCGACUUCCAGUUGCCAGAAAAACUCCAACAGCACAGCUAUUAUCCGACUUUAAUUUAGAUUUUACAGACAGAAAUGUUACAGAUCAAACUUAUUUAUCUAGCUCAGCACAAUACCUAAAACACAAACAUGUUUCUUUCUCUGACCUUCAACAAACACACCCCAAGUCAACGUCAGCUCCAACUUCUUCUCCAAGGUCAAGCUUAGAAGAAGCUGAAUUGAGAAAUGCCUUCUCUAGGCAGUCAAGGGUAGAAGACUCUUCAUCCACAGCCAACAAAUCCCUUGCUAGAAUUGGAAGACCAAUAGCCCAAGUCAUGCAGGUUACUGAUCCUGAGGAGCUUCAGAAAGCUGCACAACUACAAAGAGAAGCUGCUGCUGCAGUUGACAUUCAGAGAAUUUUUCGAGGCUAUGUGGCAAGAACAGCUUAUAAAUGUUUACUACCAGAAGAAAGAUGGAAGAGAGAGGAUGAUCAAAAAGCUGCACUGGAAAUACAAAGAAUGAACAAAGAACACAAUCAGCGAAUGAAUGCAAUCUACAGCAGACCUCCUUUAAGCCCAGACAUCAAACAGUGGUCCAAUGAUGUCAGAAGUAUCCAAUUAGAGAAGGCUUUACAAAGACAAGACAAAAUGGACCAAUUAGCUAAUGAAAUGAUUAUAAACCAAAAAGAAUCCAAGAACAAACUAUCUUCUAUCGGACCACAUGUGGAAAUUUAUGAUAUUUACCACCCAAAACAAGUCGGUCCUACUAUGAAAGAAUAUCAUCAAGCUGCUAUUAAAAUUCAGAAGAUAGUCCGAGGAUGGAUGGUUAGAAGAAAAAUUGAGAAGCUUGCACGGAAGGCUACUUGGUAUGGCUCUAAUUUCUUAAAGAUGGCCAGGGAAUAUAAAUUCAUGUUAAAACAAGUACAGAGCCAACAUGGAGUAGACAAACCCAAGUCACAGUUUAGUAUUAAGGACUUCAAUAACUACAUAGAUAUCCGGAGAAGAUAUGAAAUUGUUUUUGAAAAAAAAGCUUUUUCUGGAGAACUGGAGGUUGCAGAACUCAAGUCAUUUUUUACUGAAUGUGGCUUGCAUCCAUCGCAGACAGAAAUUGAUGAAGCACUGGAUGUAACUACACAUGGUCAGGCCUAUAAAACUGAGAACAAAGGUCUGAAAAAGAGAGAAUUACUGGACUUGCUCUUUUACAUUUAUGUACCACCAGCAACAGGUCUUCAAGGGACAAGGAAGAGCACCUGGAUGAAUCCAAUUAUAAAUGGAGAAGAAGGGAGAAAACUCUUUGGGAGUGAGUUUGUUGAGCCAGCACCCUUGGAGCCUUGUGCCAAGUUGGUCAUACAGGCCAAACGAGAACAACGUCAGAAGGAACAAGCUAUUAAAGAGGCAGAAGAAAGAAAAAGAAUUGAAGAAUCUUUACAGAGAACAGAAGAGAAAAAACAAGCUAAGAAAUCAAAACAAGCUCUCAUUCAGGAUCCCUCAGUUUGAAGAACACUUGUUACUGAGACCCACACAUUUUUGUUAAUUUUUAAAAUAUUUUUAUAUUUAAUAUAUACAAAAAUGUAUUUUUUUUGUUGAAAAGUAUUGCUAAUGUCCAAUGAAAAGCUCUUCUAAAUGAUUAUUUAUUUAAAAUUCUAAUAAUCACUGCACCCCUAAAAAGGUAAGAGGAUUUGAUCUCCAACUGCAAGACUUGCUUUAAAUUCUUUUUUCCUCCAACUGUGAUACUUUUUUUUUAAUUGCUGCCAACUGUGAUAUUUUGUUAGCAAACUUUAUUAAUACUAAAUCAAAUAUGUUUUUCCUAUAUUAAUGUAGAAUAGAAUUUAUUUAGAAUUUAAUAGCAUUUUUCUUACUGCGAUAAAAAAACGUAUUAAAAUGUGUAUAUUUCUUGUA